AUGCCGGAUCAGGAAGCCUCCACCGUAGCACGCGCCCUGUACGACCAGUGGAUUACGCGAUUUGGCACACCCCUGUGGAUUACCACAGACCGCGGCAGACAGUUCGAGUCGCAUCUUCUUAACCACCUAAACCGAAUGCUGGGCACAACCCACUUGAAGACAACGGCGUAUCAUCUCGCCGCCAACGGCAUGGUCGAGCGUUUACACCGCCAACUAAAAGCAGCGAUCAGGUGUCAACAAAAUGUGCGCUGGACGGAAGCUCUGUCCACCGGUACAGUCACCGAGAUGUUAUAUGGCCAGUCUCUCCGUCUCCCCGGAGAAUUCCUCAGGUCACACCGCUCCGACGACGACACCAGCAACCCUGUCGAUGAAGCAUCACGACACAACAAAGGGGAAAUCUUCGUAUUCAAAGACCUAGCCACCACGGACCAGGUAUGGAUACGUGGCGACAGCCCUAAACACCUUCUGCAGCAACCCUAUGAUGGUCCCUAUCGAGUUGUGAUCCGGAAAGACAGAACUUUCGUUGUCCACAUCAAUGGACGCAACGUAACCGUUUCCAUCGACCGACUCAAACCAGCUUACGUAAUGACGGAAGAUGCAACCACUUCAACCAGCACUUCCGUGACAACAGCAGACGAGCAGGCACACACGUCUGCAGACAGCAGUCAUGAGGAUCCACCAGCUAGUACGACACCAUUACCGACGCAUCGCACCUCCAGGUCCGGUAAACGCGUCCGUUUCCCGGAUCGGCCCCAAGGUGGAUUUUCGUAA
Zophobas morio is the source of this 771-nucleotide messenger RNA. RefSeq lists its product as uncharacterized. NCBI's taxonomy places the organism in Eukaryota, Metazoa, Arthropoda, Insecta, Coleoptera, Tenebrionidae. Gene Ontology annotation, biological process: DNA integration. Gene Ontology annotation, molecular function: nucleic acid binding. The record is from RefSeq and is a predicted model, not a curated record. The transcript is spliced from 3 exons. Bases 1 to 771 code for a protein of 256 amino acids.